This is a messenger RNA of Dipodomys spectabilis (banner-tailed kangaroo rat), 7733 nucleotides long. RefSeq names its product nuclear receptor subfamily 2 group C member 2 (gene Nr2c2). Gene Ontology annotation, molecular function: zinc ion binding; nuclear receptor activity; RNA polymerase II cis-regulatory region sequence-specific DNA binding. Lineage: Eukaryota; Metazoa; Chordata; Mammalia; Rodentia; Heteromyidae. The coding region runs from base 25 to 1914 and encodes 629 amino acids. The record is from RefSeq and is a predicted model, not a curated record. The transcript is spliced from 14 exons. Gene Ontology annotation, biological process: cell differentiation; positive regulation of embryonic development; anatomical structure development.
GUUCUCUAAUGGUCUUGCUUCACCAUGGCCACAAAUAUGGAGGGGCUGGUUCAGCACAGAGUGGGGACCCAGCAGGUGGCUGAGGUACCACAUACGCAGACCCUUCGGCCGGAAUCUCCAGGGAUGACCAGCCCCUCCCCACGCAUCCAGAUCAUCUCCACCGACUCUGCGGUAGCCUCACCUCAGCGCAUUCAGAUUGUGACAGACCAGCAGACAGGACAGAAGAUCCAGAUAGUAACCGCAGUGGACGCCUCCGGGUCUUCCAAACAACAGUUCAUUCUGACCAGCCCAGAUGGAGCUGGAGCUGGGAAGGUGAUCCUGGCUUCUCCGGAGACGUCCAGUGCCAAGCAGCUCAUAUUCACCACCUCUGACAACCUUGUUCCCGGCAGAAUUCAGAUCGUCACAGAUUCUGCUUCUGUGGAGCGUUUGUUGGGGAAGACAGACGUCCAGCGGCCCCAGGUGGUGGAGUACUGUGUGGUGUGCGGCGACAAAGCCUCUGGCCGUCACUAUGGGGCUGUCAGUUGUGAAGGCUGCAAAGGUUUCUUUAAAAGGAGCGUGAGGAAAAAUUUGACCUACAGCUGCCGGAGCAACCAAGACUGCAUCAUCAACAAACACCACCGAAACCGCUGUCAAUUUUGCCGGCUGAAAAAGUGCUUAGAGAUGGGCAUGAAAAUGGAAUCUGUACAGAGUGAACGGAAACCCUUUGAUGUGCAACGAGAGAAACCAAGCAAUUGUGCUGCUUCAACUGAGAAGAUCUAUAUCCGGAAGGAUCUAAGAAGUCCUCUAAUAGCCACUCCCACGUUUGUGGCAGAGAAAGAUGGAGCAAGACAAACAGGUCUUCUUGAUCCAGGAAUGCUUGUGAACAUCCAGCAGCCUUUGAUACGUGAGGAUGGUACUGUUCUGCUGGCCGCGGACUCCAAGGCUGAAACGAGCCAAGGGGCUUUGGGUACACUGGCAAAUGUGGUAACCUCCCUUGCCAACCUAAGUGAAUCUUUGAAUAAUGGUGACACUUCAGAAAUCCAGCCAGAAGACCAGUCUGCAAGUGAGAUUACUCGGGCAUUUGAUACUUUAGCUAAAGCACUUAAUACCACAGACAGCUCCUCCCCACCAAGCCUGGCAGACGGCAUUGAUGCCAGUGGAGGAGGGAGCAUCCACGUCAUCAGCAGAGACCAGUCCACCCCCAUCAUUGAAGUGGAGGGCCCCCUCCUCUCAGAUACGCACGUCACAUUUAAGCUGACUAUGCCCAGCCCGAUGCCGGAGUACCUCAAUGUGCACUACAUCUGUGAGUCUGCGUCCCGCCUGCUGUUCCUCUCCAUGCACUGGGCACGGUCCAUCCCGGCCUUUCAGGCCCUCGGGCAGGACUGCAACACCAGCCUGGUGCGAGCCUGCUGGAACGAGCUCUUCACCCUCGGCCUGGCCCAGUGCGCCCAGGUCAUGAGUCUCUCCACCAUCCUGGCCGCCAUCGUCAACCACCUGCAGAACAGCAUCCAGGAAGAUAAACUUUCUGGGGAUCGGAUCAAGCAAGUCAUGGAGCACAUCUGGAAGCUGCAGGAAUUCUGCAACAGCAUGGCAAAGCUGGAUAUAGACGGCUACGAGUACGCAUACCUUAAAGCUAUAGUUCUCUUUAGCCCCGACCAUCCAGGUUUGACAGGCACAAGCCAGAUUGAAAAGUUCCAGGAGAAGGCACAGAUGGAGCUGCAGGACUACGUGCAGAAGACCUACUCAGAAGACACCUACCGCUUGGCCCGGAUUCUCGUCCGCCUACCAGCACUCAGGCUCAUGAGCUCCAACAUAACAGAAGAGCUUUUCUUUACCGGUCUCAUUGGCAACGUUUCAAUAGACAGCAUAAUCCCAUACAUCCUCAAGAUGGAGACAGCAGAGUAUAAUGGCCAGAUCACCGGAGCCAGCCUAUAGUGCCCAUCACACUGCUGCCCAGGCAAGAGCCCUGCCAAGACCGUGCAGACACAGGGGAGUACAGUAGGCCUAUCUUGGUAUGUGCAAAUACUUCCAGGGUGUUCGCCUUCCUGCCUUGCUGCCCCUCACCCGUCCGUCGGAGACAAUAGCGACUAAGAGACUAGUAGGGUCCUUUCCGGCCACAAGCAAUGUUUUAAUGCCUUUUGAUGAAGCAGAUUUUGGAACAAUCUUUUAACUCAAUUUGUAUUUAGAAAUUCUCAAAGGGCAAAAACAAAAGUGAGGUUUUAUAAUAUUAGAGACUAGUAUUAAAGCAAACUAAAAGAACCUAAGAGAACAGUAUGUGUGUAAAUAUAUUUAAAUUUUUUCCUUGGAAUUAAUAGCUACUAAUUACCAGGGUAAUAAUAAUAAUAUUAGCACUUUCUAAGCACUUCUUACCAGAUUUUGUACUGUUAGCAACAUCUUGCCUGUGGGCAGGGCAAAUGGAAAAUUAUAUGUCUUUUGCUGAAAUGCUGAUAAUUUCUGUGAAAAUUACUAGGGGUCAGGAGACAAUCACCGUGUCGGGAAGAGGAGGCCCCCUGGUGGUGUUGCAUUCAAUUCCCAUGAACAGAACGAGGCUGACAGACACUGUCCCCGAGUGGGAGCGGUGGCCCUAGUGCGUGACCCUAGUCAGGAGCUGCCUGACAGGGGGCCAGGGCCCGCCGGCUCUGGUCCAUGGUGGGGUCUGCAGACUCCUGUGGACCUUGGGUUCUCUUGUGAUAACUGUUUUUACAGAAUUAGAUUGUAGCUGUCAGACACAGGGACUGAAAGCACCUCCCAGGUCCCCUCCGCCUCUCGUGGCAGCUGGAGCCUUUUGACCCUGAGUACAAAGUGAGCAUUCUGAACCCUUGCCAGCACUUCCUCGAUGCGACCUGUGUGGCUGCAUGCUGCCCAGCAGUCAGCCUGUCCGCACGGUCCCUGGACAGCGUUCUGUCUGGCCAGACUGGCAUCUGGACGGGCCUCUCUGUUCAGGUCUAGUGCAGCUGAAUGGAAGAUGUCAGCAGGACAGGUUCUCUCUUGAUUGUAAAUAUUAGGGUUUUCAGUGUCCGCAGACUUGCCACCUCUACUGGCUAGCUGUUGAGUGUCCUGGCAUGCUGAGCACUUUGCUUCUCCAGGUGUGUGCCACACCAACAAAGCACCCCAGAGUGUUUUAAAUAACGGGUGUAGAAGCAGGAUGACCACUCUUCCAAAAGCAACCUUGAGGCCAGGCGUGCAGUACAAGCCUAUAACCCCUACAUUCCGGAGCCAGACAGGAUUGAAAAAUCCAAGGACAGCCUGAGCAACUUGGUGAGACCUUAAGUAGGAGUGGGGCAGCCCUGGGUGCUGCGCAGCGCAGCGGCAGAGCACUUGGCUAGCACGUGAGGCCUUAGGCUCCAUCCCCACUAGUGGGGAGAGAGGGGGAGCACCCAUCCCCAGGGUAUUUCCCUCACAGAUUACAGCUGCCAGACUUUAUGAAAUAGUAACUUUUGGUUACAAGGAAGUUACGUGUAACUGAGAUGGGAGUCAGCAGCAAGGCUGUCCGUGAGAAAAGUGGGACAGAUGCCCGAGGUUGGGCAAGGCGCUUCAUAUUGCUUCCUGUUUAGGCAAGAUCAAGAAAACCUGGCGCGAGGUUGUUGGUGUGUGCUGAAUCCAGCGGGGUGAUGCCAAGCUGUCAGGACACGCCACCCUGUGCUGCGCCGCGCCGCGCCCUGCGCUGCAGGCAGCUCCUCCUGUUGAUCCUGUGUUUAACCCACUCCACUCGCAGACCAUGCCUCCCAAGCUCACGCUGGAGCACAGGAACUAUCGUAAAGUGAUGGAAAGGAUUUAAUUCCCAGUUUAUUUUUUACUUCUCUAACCCUAACGUGGUGUGAAUUUCACAAUUAAGAUGAGCAGCAUAUCCAGGCAGUUAGCACAGACCUCUUUCAUCUCUGCUCGUGAAGGACUUGAGUAGAUAGGUGUGGUCUGCUUUUCAGUUUGAUUUUGGGGUAUGAACGCAUCAACCCUCAUUCUUGCGGCCGGGCCUGGCAUCCUGUGCCACCAGGCUGUGUAGACUCGGGCUGGAUUGAAGAUGUGGUGAGGAAGAAAGCUCCAUUUGCUCAGUUGAUUUCCAUCCUGGUCCGGCUCCAGUCCCCUGGCUGGCCACGGCCUGCUCUGGGGUCCUCUGAGAGAUCUGCUCCCUAGCUCUUCUUGGCCUUACUUCACAGGGGCCUUUCCUUGAAGGGUCACGUGAAUAUUACCCCACUUCUUGCUGCUGGAAGUCACGUCCAGGCUUUGAGCAAAGGUCCUUUCCAUCUCUCGUCAGAGCAGUUUAAGCCAAAGCCAAGAAUAACUUAGCUCUCAACCCUAUUUGGGCUGCCUUCAUAGGCCUUUCCCCUUGCUCAUAGCUUGUGAAACUUCCACCUGAACUGAGACUUGUCCCUCCCACCCAACUCCGAGCGGCUUUGCCUGGGGGCCCAGCUGCUCCUCGUAGUGUGGACAUGGCUGAGACGCACUCACUGUCUAGGCAAGUGUGCUCUUUUCUGGAUGUAUCCCCAGUCACGUUGGGUUAGGACAGCUGUGUGUGGAAAUGGGGGAGGUUGUAAAGAGGGCAAGACCAUAUGACUUAGACAACACUAGGAGUCGUACUAUUCUGGAGGUUUCUGAAGACGCCACCAUCUCCCCAAUUUGAAGUUUGUUGUGUAUUGGAGGAGUUGCAUUAUUGAUUGUUUAACCUCUGCCAUCUGCUCAUAGCUGGCAGUUCUUUUAUUGUUUUGGUUUUAAUAUUGUCUGGGUGCUGUGCUCGUGUGCUGUUUGCUUUAGGAGUGGUUUCUAGCUUGUCAGGGCAGCAGCCAGGGUGGCAAGAGUGGAUGCCUUGGCUCCCAAGUGGAGUUGCAGUUUCCAUAGUUCACUCACUUAGGCUGUUAGGGAACCACAGUAGCCUGAGACGCAGGGUGUGCUGGAGUGUGCUUUUUCUGUGUUGCACUUCUGUAGGCCAUGUUGCUCCUGGUCCUUCAGCAGCUCAGUAUCUGCACCUGGAGCUGCUCAGUAGGGUGCGUGCGCCGCUUGCUGACUUCCCACAGCAGACGCUUUUGUGUGCAAUGGAGGAGCGGCACUGAAACGCCCGAAGUCCAGACCAUGUGCUGCAGCCCAGUGUUCCCUGGAGAAAGGAAGGAAGGAAGCAGCCCCUGUCCUUGGCUGAGGACACUCCGCUGCAGUCCUCCCUUUGCCCAGCCUCCAGUCUCGAUUACAGGGGCUUCAAAAAUGUCUUCAAUUUGAUGUCUCAGUUUUGUUUUUUUUUUAAAGACAACCUCUUUGUGAGAGAGAUGUGGGGGGGUCAGGUCUCUUGUACACAGGUUUGUGAGGGGUGGGGGGUCAGGUCUCUUGUACACAGGUUUGUGAGGGGUGGGGGGUCAGGUCUCUUGUACACAGGGUUGGGCCUUCUCAUUAUGUGCCUCCCACCAGUGUGCGCUUCGUGUGCACAGACCUGGUCCCUACAGCAGCAUUGCCGCAUGUCCAGAGUUCCAGGCUGGAUGACUGAAUGAAUGUACAUGUGUUUAUAUCUUCUGUACAGUGUAUAUAGUAUGUACAUAGGUGUAUAUUAUAUAUACAGCCGUGUAGCCACGUAUCCAAACUUCAUGUACGUUGAGGAUGUUUAUGGGUAGCAUUGCUAAUAGAAAUGGAUGCUGAGGUCUGACAAGGGGAGACAAGCACGUCUAGCAGUGGGCAGUCAGACUCCUGGACAAGCAAACUCUCAGAGGAGGGCAGUUCUCUGUUCUCUUGGAUCACGGGGCCAGAAAGCUGGCCUACCUCAAAGUUAAUUCCAUCUUUUUCAUGCAUCAGUUUAAGGGGUAACUAAAGGAAGCUAGUGGCUAGCACUGCCUGCCUUCUCCAAUUCUGUGAACUCUUUGUAUGGUCUGGAGCUAGACAGGCCCAGGUCAGUGGGGUCGGUUCCCAGCAGUCUCCAUGCUUGCUCUGCUUAGUCAGCAAGACUCUGCACUGUCUUGUGACCACAUAGACUUCCCAUCUAACAGCAGUAAAAACAGGUAUCCUUCCAGUAAUCAAGUUUGAGUGCCCGUGGCUAACCUUGGUGGCAUAAAAGCUACAACUCUUAAGUUACUCCUUUCUGAAAGUAUGUAACUGAAAUCCACUAAACUGUCUAAUGUAAAUUAUGAUGCAAAUUUUUUACAUGAAAACUGCAUUUUAAUGUGGAUAUGCCCUUAAAACUACAGGUGCCAAAAUGUCCUUAUCUACCAGAUCUAAAUCCCCGUGCUAGGGAUUUAGGCUCAGACAGGGCCGAGACUUGGGAACAGGGCUAAAAGAAGCCCUGGAUAAUGGCAAAACUUAACAUCAUGUGCAGGCUGCUUUUUCUUGCUAUAAUAAGCAUGGGCCACUCAGCCUCCAGCUUUGUGUCUGCUGUACCCCUGGCCUUACCUUCUUGUGAUUGUCAGACCCUGCCUGUGACAAUCACACUACUGACAGUGGCUUUCCAGUUAAAACACACGUGCAAGAUUAACAGUCUCAUGCAUCUAAAUUUCUUUUGAGAUAUGUCUUUGAAUAAUGACAUAAGAAUAAUUCAGACAUAAGCUUAAGAAAUAAUUGGGGGAAUACAGAUGUCAGGUAUUUCUGGCUGGAUGUGUAUCUGUCACCUUAGCUAUAGCAGGAAACAUAAAUCAGGAUCACAGUCCAACCCAGACAAAGAAACAAGAGCCUAUAAAAAAAAUUACCAGAGCAGUUAGGCGCUAGUAGCUCACACCUGUCAUCCUGGCUAUUUUGGAGACUGAGAUUGGGAGGAUCGUGGAUCUGGGCCAGUCAGAGAUACUCAUCUCCACAGAGGGAAGCUGGGCCCUGCGUAACACCUGACAUCCCAGCAAUUAUGGGAAGCCUCAAAUAGCAGAUCAUGGUCCUGGGCAGAAUGCUGAGACCCAGUCUUAAAAACCAAGCAAAGACCAAGCUGGAAGUAGUUCCUGUAGCACAACAGCUGCCCGGCAAGGAUGAGGCCCCAUGUUCCACACCCAGCACCAAAGGAAGACAGGCAUUUUUAAAAUAUCCCUCUAUGCUAUCAGUCAGGAAGCCAGUGAAUUUGGUGUCUUUUAUACAUGCAACAUAUAAAAAAUACUCAGUGAUAUUUACCAAUCGACUCUGACUGUGUGUUAAGGUUUGGAUAACAUCCGGAGGUGAUAGACUUCACAGAGAAAGAGCUUUUCCUUAGAGAAGUACGUCAGUGUCACUGUGGCGCCUGAGCAGGCAUGGACCCGAGAUGCUGCUCCACCUACAACUAAGUGCUGGAAUAUUUUUCUACACUCUCCGUUUUCCCAAUUACCUUGUAAAUCAGUGUUCAACUAGUUUUAUAACCGAAGAGCUGUACAUUUUUCAUAGCAUCAACUGUAGUUUUUACCUCUAGUCUGGAUUUCUGUCUGUAUUAACAGCCCUUUAAAAAAAUGUCUAUUAAAGGAAAAUCCGGGUGUGAGAUUUUUCUGCCCUUCAUAAUAUAGAACUAUCAUUUAUGCCAUUAUCUCUUUUAAUUCCAGGUUCAAAACCUGCCGAAAGCUGUAGCUUCACACAGCUUUCCGCCCCAUGUGAAAUCAGCUUUGUUAUGUGAUGGCAUUUAAAAACUAGCAUGUUCUUUUUAAACUGAGUUUUAUAUCUAAUCAGUGUCUUCAGUCUUGAAGAGAAAUUUGCAUUGUUGUGUUUGUAUAUAGAGUACUGCAGUGCAUGAUUAUUAGCUUUAUGCAUUUUAUUAAAUGCUGUUUUGUUGUGGCAUUACUGUUGUGGCUUACUACUACCUACAUGAGGUUUGUACUAUUAAAAGUGUAUUAAAGACUAAA